Molecule: messenger RNA, 1257 nt
Organism: Paraphaeosphaeria sporulosa
Lineage: Eukaryota; Fungi; Ascomycota; Dothideomycetes; Pleosporales; Didymosphaeriaceae
Exons: 3
Coding region: 1-1257 (418 amino acids)
Source: RefSeq, a predicted model, not a curated record
AUGUACUCCAUCCCAAAUCACACGUUGGGAUGCAAAUGCUCCCAGUGCAUGCACGCCAACCAUUCAGUCUCUGCAGACCCCUCUGGAUCUUCUGUAGUGCUACGUCCGCACACCAAGUCUACUGACGAAUCGAUCAACGAACCCGAGACUACCCACCGGACUACAGCAGAUCGAGAGCUCAUCAGAGCCCCGAGCAGCGUGCAUAUGCCUACGUUGCUCCACCAAGAGCUUGUUGCUCCCACGGAUAUCAUCGACGCGGCAAAGAAACCCUUUCGGCCUUCGAUGGGAAAAACUCAAAACAAUGCCGCCGACGGUUUCAAGCCCACAAUGCCACAGCUCGACUGGCUCAUCGAGGAGAUCACAUCCGAUGACGACUUCGAAAGCGUAGGUUGGAGCGACGCCAAGAGUGAGGCUGAUGGCAAGACAUCCGCUUCUAAUGAUUUUACUACCGCACCUCUGAAGAUGCUACAAGAGGAGGCCAAACCCGGCGUGGAUGGCAAGGGCCCUUCCAAUGACCCUGAACCCAUCACAUCAUCAAAACCUCAUCCUGUAGCAGCCAUGAAGGCCAUGGCCGGAAACACGAUUGGGGGUUACGCUGCUGCCACGAUAGCUCUCAAGACUCAAAAGUUGAUGGCGAAGCAAGAUGGUAUUCCUUCUGCCGCUGAGGUCAAGAAUGUUGCCAUCAUUCCGAACAAAGAAUCAGUCUCUAAUACUGCUUUCGCCACAUCUUUCGAGACCUCCAAAGCGGCAGUGAAGCAAAGCAAAGUCACCUCCAGCUCUGAGCCCAAGCAAGUUGGAGUCGCUCCAGGAAAAGCACCCGAGCCUACUACCGCAAUUAAUACAUCUUCCAAGACAACAGGCGCAGAAAUCAAGCGGUAUAACAUCUUCUCCGAUGCUCAGCUCCGGGAGAGCGUCGAACAAGCAAUGCGCGCGACGUUUCCCAAUGGACUUGUCGAUGCGAUGAUGGCUGACUUGAACGGCGAUGCUGCCCUGGACACCGAGACGGUCGACGAGCGAUUGGCUGCCUUGAAUGAGAGUGAUGAGCGCUUGAGUAAAUGGAAGGAGGAGCGCGCAAAAAAGGACGUCGCGAAGAAGAAGGCCGCAAAGGCAGGAUCUGUGGAGACAGAGGCCGCGAAGACAGGAACCGUGACCGAGCAGGUUGAUGAGCUUGGAUCCGAGGGCUCUCGUGUAGAAGACGCCGCAAAGGGUGUUGUACACCCAAGUGAGAAGCACACAACUCCCAAAAAGCCCUACUAG